CGAGAGAAAAAAAGUUGGACGCGGUUCAUUUUCUUUGCUCAAGCAGGAUCGGAAAACCGCAAGCAGACACAUAAUUGAGAAGACGUGGACUCAGGAGACCCACACGCGCGACGCAAUUUCACUGCGCAUUAUGUCAAAAGCAUUUGGAAUUUCUCCCAUUACCCCAAUCCUGCACACAAAGAAUGUGUGAAGUGCUGUGAAGCAGGACCCGUAAAAGCCAGUAUUCAACUGCUGUCCCGUAGAGGGGUGGGGAGAAGGUUCGGGGAGUCUGAUAUCUGAAUGGGUUGAACUGGUCCCAAUUCGGAAUCUGCCUGGAUGGGAUGCACGGUGAGCUUCGUGUGUUGCGAAGACGAACUCCUUCUGAUGCCUAAUAUCGACCGAGAUGGCGAGCAAAAGAAAGAAAAAAGAAGACUCCUGGCAAAGCCAGAAGAUCUUGAAACAGUUCAUUCUCAUACAUUGAGACUGAAGACUUUCAAGAAAGGGAAGCAUUGUUCUGUGUGCAAGCAGAUGAUCAGCAAAGAGGGGCUUAUAUGUCGAGUUUGCCGACUGGUUUGUCACAAGAAGUGUGAAGCAAAGGUGUCUAAUUCCUGUGUCCCUGCUACAAACUAUGAACUGCCUCCAAGUAAUGAUGUCACAGUGAAGCAUGUAGACACAAUGGGAUCCUCAAAGUCAUCAAAGAGUAUGGAGUCCCGCCGUAGACCUUCAAGAAGUUUGAGUUUAAUUCAGUCUAUGGACGAGAACUAUGACGUGGACCUUGUAUACAUCACAGAACGCAUUAUUUCAGUUUCAUAUCCGAGCAAUGCAGAAGAGCAAAACUAUCAGGCCAAUCUCAAAGAGGUUGCACUGAUGCUGAGAUCCAAGCAUGGGGAAAACUACUUGCUCUUUAACCUUAGUGAAAAACGCUGUGACAUCACUAAACUCAACCCAAAGGUUUUGGAUUUUGGCUGGCCUUAUAAUCAUGCACCUGCACUUGACAAGAUAUGCAGCAUAUGUAAAGCCAUGGACACUUGGUUGAACACAGAUCCACAUAAUGUAGUUGUGUUGCACAACAAGGGUAAUCGUGGAAGGACCGGGGUGGUUGUUGCUGCUUAUAUGCACUAUAGCAAUAUUUCAGCAAGUGCUGACCAAGCUUUGGAUAGGUUUGCCAUGAAGAGGUAUUAUGAAGAUAAAGUUUUACCUGUAAGCCAGCCUUCUCAGAAAAGGUAUGUGCAGUAUUUCAGUGGUUUGCUAUCGGGAGUCAUCAAGAUUAACAACAAACCCUUGUUUUUACAUCAUGUCAUCAUGCACGGAAUCCCAAAUUUUGAAUCCAAAGGAGGUUGCCGCCCUUUCCUCAAGAUUUACCAGGCUAUGCAGCCAGUCUACACAUCUGGAAUCUACAAUGUCCAAGGAGACAGCCAAACCAGCAUCUGUAUCACCAUUGAACCAGGGCUGCUACUUAAAGGAGACAUUCUGCUAAAGUGUUAUCACAAACGGUUCCGUAGCCCAACACGGGAUGUCAUCUUCCGAGUCCAGUUCCACACAUGUGCCAUCCAUGACCUAGGAGUUGUUUUUGGCAAAGAUGAGCUAGAUGAAACUUUUAAAGAUGAAAGAUUUCCUGAAUAUGGAAAAGUAGAAUUUGUUUUUUCAUAUGGACCAGAGAAAAUUCAAGGCAUGGACCACCUUGAAAAUGGCCCCAGUGUUUCUGUGGAUUAUAAUACUCAAGACCCGCUAAUUCGUUGGGACUCGUAUGAAAAUUUCAAUCAACGUUGUGAAGACUCAAUGGAGGAAGUUGUCCACACACAAGGCCCAUUAGACGGGAGUCUAUAUGCUAAAGUUCGUAAGAAGGAGUCUGGUUGCGAAGGAGUAGUAACUGGCAACGGGCUUCCAGCUGUCGAUCACGCUUUGUCUGUCAGCAGUGACUCUGGAAACUCAACAGCUUCCAUUAAAACUGACCGGACUGAUGAUCCUGGGCAGCAGAUAUCCACAGUUACUCAGCCUCUGAGUCCAGAGGAAAAGAAAAAGCUAGAUCAGCUCCUGAGUGGCUUGGAGGAGCCCAUGCAUCAACAGGCUUACCUGACUACUUCAUCAGCGGGAGGUGCAGGAGGAAUUCGUCACCUAGUGCCUGCACAAGUACACGUUAAUGGACACAGCAUUGAACGGGAAACUGAUAUCCUUGAUGAUGAGUUGCCAAAUAGUCAAGAGGCAAACAGUGUUGAUAGUCUUGGAACACUGUCAUCAUUUGAAGGCAGGGCAACUCCGGCAGACCUUUACUAUCAAAAUGAAACAGUCAUCAAUGGACACGAUGAUGCAUGUAUAGAUAAAAGUAUGUUAGAAAAGGCUGCUGAAUUGCCUGGACAUCGCAUUCGUUGCUCAUCAUCAGUACAGGAUCGCAUUAUGGACUCAUCUUUGGGUUCAACACCAAGCCACACCGGGAUCCAGAAUGGUGGCAUUUAUAGAUCACAAUCAUUUGGCUCUGCUAGCAUUCCAGUAUAUACUUCUGCACCUCAGCUAAUGCCUAGAGCUCCUGUUAGAAGCACAAGUAGCAGAGAUGCAGUACAAAGAGGGCUCAAUGUCUGGCAAUACCAAGAACAACCAGAGAGAGUGCCCCCUGAUGGAAAUCACCUAAGCCCAGCUUUACAGAGCCAUAGUCUCCCAGAGUUUCCACGCACGACUUCUCAACAGGAAAUUGAGCAGUCUAUUGAGGCUCUUAAUAUGUUAAUGCUUGAUCUAGACCCUGCUUUAACACAUGUGUCCAAGUCCUCCAGUACCCCUUUGUCUUCUGCCUCUCUAACCAGAGGAGAGAAUAGUGUUGUCACUACUCAGCCAGGUACUUUCUCUCCUACACAGUCCAAACCACAGUAUGGAUUCAUUGCUGAUACCUCAGCGCCAGCUUUUUCAGCAGAUCUUUCUUACUCGACAACAACAAAGAAUACCAUAGUAGAUGGUCUGCAGACGCCAACUAACAUUAACAAAAUGGAACCAACUUUAUCCUAUACAUCUGAUUCUCCUGUCAUAAUUGGACAAGCUCAGCAAAAAUCUUUCACUGCCUACCCAGCAAAUGUGGUGUCUAAGGCCUAUUCACCAGAUGUCUCGGCUACAGGCAGUCAGAAUUUACAGAGGUCUGUAAAUAGUUAUACAGCAAGCCCAUCUGUUAUUACAUACAGAACAGAACCAGGGAGUGCUUUCAGUCAGAUGCAACAAAGACCCAGCAACUCUUACCAGUCUCCUUUAUCCUUCUCUUCAGAGAGCACUGCCACAGCUGUGCCACUACAACUAAGGCCCCUUAAUACUUACCCUCCAAACAUACCUCAGACUUACUCUCCUGAACUUCAAGAUCAUGACUAUCAUAUUUCAUCUCCACUUGGACAUGCUUACAAUACAAGUGGAGGUAGUGCAACUCCAUCACCUGUCCCACCUCUUGGAAUUCAACCUUCAGAUGAAGUCAAGUCUUCAGAGCCAGACGAGGAACGUUACAAUCUUGAAGGGCUUGUGGCUCAUCGUGUGGCUGAAUACAACGCUCGGAUCAGGGGCAUCUGGCAAAGUAUGAACUCACCACCCUCCCUGCAGCGUCUUCGCUCUUACUCCUUCUCUGGCGUUCAAUCACUUGGAAGUUCAGGCGACGGACCUGCUCCAAUUAGACGUCGAACAACCAGUGAAGGCCAGUAUGACAAUAGUCAAGAUACAGGAUCAGGCCAAGGAACCACAGUCCGGUCCCCAAUUCGUUGCGUCUCUCCUGAAGUGGUGAAAACCAUAGCGGCCAACCCAGGGGGCCGACCAAAAGAGCCACACAUGCAUAGCUACCGAGAAGCAUUUGAAGAAAUGGAUGGAACUCCCCGAAGCCCAACAUCUAGUAGUGGUGGUGAGGUUCUUCCCCAAACCCCUGCCUUUCCUGUGUCGCCACAGACACCCUACUUCAACAUAAGUCGGUCACCUCCAGGACUGGCAAAAACUCCUCUCUCAGCCCUUGGCCUUAAACCUCAUAAUCCAGCUGAUAUCCUUCUUCAGCAGUCUGGACCAGAGCCCAGGAGUUAUGUAGAGUCAGUGGCCCGAACAGCUACAGCAAGUGGAAGUGGCCAGCUUGCUUCUCCAGUGUCAUCUGGUUAUGGCUUGGACAGCCCUAACAGAUCUGUAACACAAACCCAGUCCUUCUCCCCUCCUUUGACAACAAGUAGUCCUAUCCACGUCAUAGAUGGAAGUUACCCCUCGGCUGAUUCCAGUGCACAAAUUGGUAUGCAGACUCACCCAGUGACUGAGACAAAUUUUUACACUCAACCCACAGAAACUGCAUACCGCACAGCAACUCCUUCAUUUUCAGGACCUCCUGGUGUUUCAAGCAGCUACAGUAGCACUGACUACAGCCCAUACCAUCCUGAAGGUUCUCAAAUUAGCAUCAUGGGAGUUCAUGCAGUGCCCGGGAGUCCACACACCCUUCACCGAACAGUGGCUACCAAUACACCACCAAGCCCAGCUCUUGCUAGAAGGGUGAUAAACCAAGAUAGCCCAAAUAUGUCCCGUCACAUGGUUGUUGCAAAUGGAAGUGAGCCUGGAACUCCUAAUAGCCCAGUUCUUGGCAGGCAUCCUUUGGUAAAUCAGAUGACCCCUGGGAGUCCAAGUUUGGAGCGACACAAUAUGUAUAACUAUUCAAGCCCUGAAGACCGGCAUGUCACAUUAUCGAGACAGAGCAGUUCAUCAGGAUAUCAUCCUCCUUCUACACCUUCAUUUCCUGUCUCCCCUGCUGGUUUUGAAACUUCUGCACAACGACAGGGUAGUCCAACUCAACCUGUACUGCCAGAAAAAAGGCGGAUGUCUAGUAGCGAACGUCCCAAUGGUGUGCUAUCUUAUGGAACUUUGAAUGGGAAGACAUCUUCACCUGUUUCAAGUGGAGGCAGUACACCAAAUACCUCUUUUUCUCACACUCUACCAGACUUCUCCAAAUUUGCAUUGUAUGAUGGAAGUCCUGAGACACGAGCCAAUGUAAAGUUUGUGCAAGAUACAUCCAAAUAUUGGUAUAAACCUGAAAUUACUCGAGAACAAGCUAUUGGUUUAUUACGGGACAGGGAGCCUGGAGCCUUCGUAAUUCGGGACAGCCACUCUUUCCGUGGUGCCUAUGGUUUGGCUAUGAAGGUAGCCUCCCCACCCCCUACAGUUGUGCAGCAAAACAAAAAAGCAGGUGAGAUGACUAAUGAGUUAGUACGACACUUCCUGAUAGAAACAAGUCCUAAAGGAGUGAAGCUGAAAGGGUGUUCAAAUGAACCAUACUUUGGCUCUCUUUCUGCAUUGGUGUAUCAACAUUCUAUCACGCCACUUGCUCUGCCUUGUAAACUUGUAAUCCCAGCCCGAGAUCCUAAUGAUGAAAUCCCAGAAAUAUCAACUCCUACAACCACUGCUCCAGAGAUUAUUAAACAAGGAGCAGCUUGUAAUGUGCUCUAUGUAAACUCUGUGGACAUGGAGUCACUUACAGGGCCCCAGGCUAUUGCCAAAGCGAUCACUGAAACACUUGGUGCAAAUCCUCCACCUAUCGCUACCAUUGUGCACUUCAAGGUGUCCACCCAAGGCAUCACCCUUACUGACAACCAGAGGAAGCUUUUCUUCCGUCGUCACUAUCCAAUUAACAGCAUAACAUUUUGUGAUUUGGAUCCACAAGAGAGGAGAUGGGCCAAAGUAGAUGGAGGCACAUCAAAAUUCUUUGGUUUUGUGGCCCGUAAACAAGGAAGCACAACAGAUAAUGUCAGUCACCUAUUUGCUGAGAUGGAUCCAGAACAACCUGCCACAGCCAUAGUCAACUUUGUCUCCAAAGUGAUGGGCAGCUCUCAGAAACGAUGAGCUCUUCUAAGUAAAUGUAUUUUCAUGGGUCUGAAGUUUUGUUUUGUUUUUUUUUUGUUUUUUUUUUGUUUUUUGUUUGUUUUCUUUCGUUCCUGUUUUAAGUUUUUAAAGCUCUUUGAAGGACUUGGAGUUGAUCUGAGAUGGAGACAGAGAAUGUGCAUCAUGGGAUAGUGGCUGUGGCUAUUGUGGUUGUGAGGAAUGGUCUUGAAUCAAAUUAUGAUAAUGUCGGGGAAGAUCUAAAGAAAUGUUCAAAGCAAAGUCGACUGAAAAGUACAGUAUACUGAAAUCUAAACAGCUUUUGGAAUGAUUCAUUGAAAUGUAAGAACUUUAAACUACCAGCAGAAAUGUGGCAAGUGUUUGUUGGAUGUUUAUUUUUGUGUUUUUGUUUUUGAGUCUCUUCUUUGGUUGUGAAUUUACAUGUGAAACAAAUGAUUGUAAAAAUUAGAUUAGUUUGCAAUUUAUUUCACUUUAAGUUUUUAUGUCAAAGAAAUCUUAGUUGCAUCCACUCCUUAUACAGAGACAACUGAAUGUGCAAGAAUUGUAUGUUUGGUACAUCAUCAUAAAUAUGUUUCAUUCCAGAAUCCUGGAUAUUUUCUACUUGUCUUUUGUAAAGAGUGGAUGAUAAAGGGGCUAUUAUGCACAAAUGCUUCCACUGCUUCUGCUGUGGUAGUCUGUAUCAGUAGUGGAUACAAGUGAAAAACAGUUCUCUACAAUAACUCCUUAUUGCAUAUUUUGAUGAAAAUCCAUGAGAUUCAUAUUAAAAGUCACUCCUAAAGUAUGUAGAUUUCAGUUAAAUGCAGGCCAGUUACAGUGCCUACAGUGACACAGACCAUCUGCAUCCAGCACUGCUUUGCGAUUUUGGAGAGGACAAUGUUCAAAUGACUUUCUGCUUCGAACAGACACAUACAAACUAUCUUAAUGCACUCAUACAUAUAUAAAAAACGUUCAUUUAAACUGCUUUGUCUUUAAUGAAAUGCACUGAGCCUAUGCACAUCCUACAUGUAAGAUUUGAUGUAUGAAAGGCACACCAAGCAAUAUGUUUGAAUUUAUUAAAGUUUUUUUUUUUUUUUUUUCCUCCUGGACUUAAUAGAAGUGAAUCUCCACAAUAAAAGAAAAAGAAAACAAAUUGCAUACUGAGAAAAUUUAUAUAACGUCUCCAUUAUAUGUCCUUGUGUUCGGUAGAAGUGUUUGUGACAAAUUAUGCCACUCCACUUGAAAGUAGUGAACCUCAAAUAAACAACUUGAUACUGUAUAAAGUUUUACCUGAAUAACUACGGAAUUGUAAUAUGUAUGAAAAUAUUUUGAAAAUCUCAUAAAUUAUUAAAUUAUUUUUACACCUAAAGUUAUAUUAAAAAAAAGAAGAAAAAAACACUCUUACCUAUUCUUUCUUGAAUAAAGCCGUAUUCAGUAAGCACAACAUUUUCUUAUUAUCCAAAAUGGAUGUUUCUGGCAUAAACAAAUAUUUCCAUUGAUUUACAAUACAUCUUGGAUGUGUAAAGAUGACUGAAGUAAUGACAGCAGUGAUGUUAUUUCUCCACUAGACAUUUUGACCAGUUGGGCUGUUUCAUUAACCAUUCACUGUGCCCAAUACUAUACAAAGACUAAAGUAUUCUUCAUAAAGUAUAUAAUCGGACAUCCAAAUAGUGGAAUUUGGCUCUGAAAUGAAACUUGCAUGAAGUUUUUAUGGUAAAGCUGAAACCGCAUGAAACUGACUAUUCCAUAGCCAUUUUUUCCCCAUACCCUCCUAUUUUUCUUUUCAUUUUUCUAUUAUUAAAAUGAUCUCAUUUAAUGUAAACACAGUCUAAAACAGUAAAAAACCAAAAACAAAGAGCACAUAGCAUAUGUAAUUUUAAUGUAUGAGUGAAUCAUGCAAAAACAACAAUAUUUUUACAUUUUAUUAAUUUUAAUCAAUGCUAGCUAGUACAGACACUAGGAAUAAAACAUAACAAGAAUUCAGAAAUGUUCAGUGAUAAAUGAAAAUCAAAUUCAAACACUUUCCAUUUUCUAUCUAUCUAUCUAUCUAUCUAUCUAUCUAUCUAGCUAUGCAUACAGUAUAUAUGGUAGUGUUUGUUCACAGAUAAAGCCACUUGAAUUAGUUACUCUGUCUUCUCAAACACAAUCACCAAAAUAGCACCAAGAUCCUAUAGAGAUUUCCUGUCACAGCUCAAGAAAUUUUUAUUGUUAUGUAUAAAAUAUAUAUUAUACUGAAAAGUUAAGUAAGCUAACCAAAUAUUAAAAAAUACAAAAAGUGUCUUUACUAAAUAUUUAUUUUUACCACAGUGCUUUAUGUUAACUCAUAUAUACAAAAUGUGUAUAGUCUACAGAAGAUUACCUAGAACAUAAGAAAUCCCUUUAUUUUGGCUAAAAUGCAAAAUUUACAAAUUUUUAACAGCAUUUAAAGAUAUGUAUAAGAUGUAAAAUGUAUGUAUAACAAAGCCUGUCUUUCUGUUUUGAUUGUGUUUCCAUAUUAUUCUUCUUAAUUUAGUGAAGUGCAAAUAGACCUGUUAAGGGGGAUACAGAAGAUGCAUAAAUGUGUUCACUUUGAAAAGAGGUCAUGUGGUGCGGGGAUAUGUGAAUAUCUGCAUUGUAAUCCUUGCUUGCAAAAGUAGAAUGUGUAUGCUUAGCAACACUUGGCAUAAUAAACAGCAUUUUGAAACAAGUUAGCUUUUGCUAACUUGUUUUUCUGAGGGGAGGUCUCAUGCACUAGAUUUUUUCUCUCUUUUUUUUUUUCCUUACACAGGUAUCGUUUUCAUGUAUGUUUUUGUCUACUAAAAAUGCAAAAGUUGUCUUUUUGACAAGAUUUUUCUGUAUUUAUUAUUCAUAAAAACAGCCCUAUUAACAAUAACUAAUAAGUAACAGUGCCAGUUGAAUUAAAAAAUAUGCCAAAGAGCAGCAUACUUAGAAAGGUUUGAUGCCAAAUUUUUGAUUUUGUUUUUCAUUAAAUGUUUUGAAAAUGGUGACCUGGUCUUAGAAAGUCUUGUAUCAUUCUCAGAUUCUGUAACUGAAUUUUUAACGCUUGUGAAAUGUGAGCUGUAGGCUGAAUUAAGUACAGUAGUGUUUAAUCAGCCAAAGCAACAAUAGUAGUAAUAACUGAACUAAUUCUUCUUCUUCUCCAACAUAGCAUAAAGUCUGAAUUUACUCAAAUUUGCACUGGGAUAGAUACUUUACAUAGCGUUUACAGUACCUCAAACUAUACCUCCUCAAAAAGUGGAAUGUUUUUAUUGAUAAAACCUUAGAAUGACUUAUUAGCCUUACAUUUACUGUAUUUUCAAAAUACAGAGUGAACUCAAAUUGGAAUGCCCAAAAUGUGUCAACUGAAAUACACACUUGUGCUAUUAAAAUGAAUGUGUGUAUACAUAAAUUAAAACUCCAUUUUUUUUUUUUUUUUAAACCUCAGCACAAUUUUUCAUUUCCGGACUGACUAACUCGCAUUGCCUUCAUUUUUUCAAUCACAAGAAAUGAUUUUUCUUUUUGAGUUUGCACCGCAGCCAAAUGCAACAUCAAGUAUGUUUUUUGUACCAAGAUAACAGUAAGGGACAAUGCUAAACAAAUGAGUGAGUCAGUUUUUUAAAUGGAAAUGUUAUGUUGGAAAAAUCUAACUUUUUACUAGCAUACAAUAUGUAAUGGUAUAUAAUGUAAUAAACAAGGAAAAAUGUAAAACUUGGCUAGAGUUCAUAAAAAUGUAAAGAGUUGUACAUUUACCAGAAAAAAAGAUAUAUAUAUAUAUAUUUACACACACAGUAUAAACACAAACUGAUGCCCUGCCAUUAGGACACAACACUGUUAAGUUCAUACUGCUGUCUUUUCUGCAUGACAUAUUGAUGUAAUUUAGAAUAGAGUUGAGUUUCUUACCCUUUAUAGGACUUUGCUUUGCUUUCAUCUUCUGCAUCUAGCUGACGAGAUGACCUAUUGUUUUUACUGUAUAUUCUGGAAAAACAUGGAAAAAUACAUUUUAAAAGAGACAUUAAUUUGUAUAGCUGGGCAGCCUGCAGUGGCAUGACUGUUACAUACUGAUAUAAGGUCUUAUUGCUGAACACAAGUCUAUUAGGUGGUAGUGCCUUCGUACUGAGGUGUAUUUUUAUAUCAUAUCCUUCUGAAAAGAGCCUCUGUGUAAGUUUUCUAAAUUGCAUUGAAUAUUAUCUUUUCCUACUUAGUGUAUAUACUUCUAGUUUGAUUGAGACAAUGCAUACUGUAAUAUCAUGCCUUUCUUACUCUUAAAACCGACAUGAAAUAUCUUCAAAAGACUUGGCAGGCUUGUGAAAAAUUCUUUGUCCUCAAAUGGCACAGUUCACUUGAUUCAGCAUAAUUUGUCACUCCUUAGGCACAUGGACUUUAAGUUCUUGUAUGUUAACCGUGCCACCUAAUGAUGGGGUGUAUGUUAACCGUGCCACCUAAUGAUGGGGUGUACGGCUCCUCAUUGCUGAUUAUCAGCUUGACAGGUCAAGAACACAUUCACAAAUGUAACAAGACAAAACAUUUGAGGAAGUCAGGUGGAUUAGUAAUUUUUUUCCCCAAAAAAAGUAGAAACAUUAUUUCAUAAGAUAAUUCUUAGUAAAAGCAUUUUAAAGUGAAAUUAUGAUCACUUCAUUUAUUAAGAAGCAAGAUAUUUCUGGUUGUUUUUGAAAAAUAAUCAAGAAUGCUGUAACGUUAACUGAUACUCAAAAAAUUUUAGAAAGGUUUAGCACAUUAAUCACUUGCCAAAUGUUGUUUUUUUUUUAAAAGGCAUCUUCUAAAAUAUGAUUAUUUCAGUAUAGCAUUUCUUUUUGUAUACUCCGGUGCUCAACACAUACAUACCCUAAACCAUGUAACACUGAAAAGUUUGCCCUUGUUUUCUAAGAAAUAUCUGCUAUUUCUGAUCUGAUUUGAACAAGAUGACUUGUAACAUACUCAUUGUAAUGUCAUCUUUAACAUCAACAGCCCUAACCCUAAUUUGUUUGUUAUGUUGUAGUCAAAGUUAGCCUUGCCAUUGAGCCAGGCUAGCUGGAGAGGAAGCUGGCUUGGCACUUUGCUAAAUGCCUACGCUAAAUUCAGUGAGAUGGAUUUCCCAAUUCACCCACACCAUAUCUCUUGAUACUUGUAAUUGACCCUUUUAACUUAAAUGCAUCAGAAGGAGAAAAUCAGGAAGAUUGUAAGGCAGGUUAUAUUUUUGAUAUUAUACCAUUGCUUUAAGUUGUAAAACAAAGUAUUUCUUAAGGUGCAGUGUUACAGUUCACGCAUUUUUUUUUUCUUGUAAUGUAAAUGAACACUUCAGAAGACGUUUGAGAUAAAAGUAUUUAGCAUUUCAAGUAAUUUUAGGGAAACCAGAGCUCUGUAAAAUAUUUUUAACAAUUUGCAAAGUUACAUUCACAAUAAAUGCUAAUUGAAUAUUUUCUCAGGAGAACGUAAAACAUAUAAAUAAAAGUGGUAUUGUUGGUUUGAUAAUCUUUAUGUAAUGUAAUUCCACACAACAUAUUUCAAUUUCAAUAUAUCAGUACUGUACCUAUACUUACAUUUUGGUAAAACAAAAAUCAUAAAUAUAUUUGAAAAUGACAGCUAAUUGUGAAAAGACAAUUUGAUUUUAAAUUUGUAGGUUUGUCCCAGCCCUGGCACUUACAAACCAUAUUUACGAAACACAUUUAGUAUUUAAAUUUUUGGUAUAAUUUUAACAAUUUUAACAUAACAUGAAAAAAAUAUAUUUUAUCAACUUUAAAUCAAUUUUAGUAAAUGAAACAUAGUCUUCUCAGUAGUAUUUCCAGUAUGCGUAAUAUAAAAGCUGUAUAGGCAGUCUAAGCUAAACUGUGCAAUAGUCUAUCUAUGUAUGCCACUAAUAAUCAUCAUUAGAAUAAAUUCCAUGAUUAUUAAAAGAAUUGCCUGCAAUCCAUUGGUAAAUUUCACAACAGGAAUGUCAAGUGUUGCCAUCCCUUAAAAACAAUGCUGCCUUGCCGAAUUAUUUAUUUUCCUUACGAUUGCUUUCCCUAUUGUAGACAUUUUCUUUACUCUAAAAUUGCUUCAAUUUAAAAUUAAUAUUAUACCGAGUUAAUAAAAUCAUUAUACACAAAAAUAUCUAUUUUUUCACACAAUCCUUUUGCUCUGUGUGGAGUGGGAGCUAGAGUCCAUGCUUAUUUAUUUCUGUUGCCAGCUCAAAUGCUCUCCUCUUUCUCCGCGUCCCUCAGCCCUCUUGCUGCUCCUCUAAAAUACCUGUUGGUGUACGUUUUUGAAUGUUCUGUUAUGGCUGUACAGAGGUCUUGUGGAUUUUUUCCUUGUCUUGUAAUGUAUGGCUUUGUUGUUUUUUUGAAAAGCAAAACAUGGUUUUAAGAAGCAAUACAAAUCAAUUAUAUUAAAGAACAGUAUAUCAUUGCUUGAAA
This is a messenger RNA of Polypterus senegalus (gray bichir), 12146 nucleotides long. RefSeq names its product tensin-like. NCBI's taxonomy places the organism in Eukaryota, Metazoa, Chordata, Cladistia, Polypteriformes, Polypteridae. The record is from RefSeq and is a predicted model, not a curated record. The coding region runs from base 316 to 5802 and encodes 1828 amino acids. The transcript has 33 exons. Gene Ontology annotation, biological process: fibroblast migration. Gene Ontology annotation, molecular function: protein binding.